AUGUUUCGAUUUAUACUUCUUUUGGGUAUUUUGACCCUUCACCAAAGUGUUAAAAUCGAAUAUCCAAGUAAUGAAUUCAUUGAAGAACGUGUUCGAAAAGAUAUUGAUUCAUUGGAUUCAAUUCUUCGUCAUUAUCUUGUUCCCCAUGAAAUUCAAUUUCAUACAAAUGCAGUUAAAGACAAUCUACCCUACUUUUUACAAUGUAAAGGUUCGACAAAAUCAAUUCAAUUUACAGUUCCCGACUCAGCAACAAAACAUCUAUCCCUCGAUACUAAUUAUAAUACGAACACAAUCACUGCUAAAUUACGGCGAAAUCAAUUGACAUCUGACUUAAUUGGACGUUAUAUAUGCACGGAAACAGUCAAAGAUAAAAAACAUGAGAAAAUAGUUCAUGUUUAUGUCCAAGAUGGAAAAUCUGUUUUCACACAAAACGUAUAUCCGACAAUCUACAAACAAACAGGUAUUCAUUUCUUUAAUAUUCCAUGCCAAAGUACGAACUGGUAUUCACGAAUCUCGUGUCCAAAUUCAAACCAAUGCCAAUCACGUCAAUGUAAUGAUCGUGAACAACGAGUCGAUGAACUUAAAUGCAACAUACCUGUUUGUAUUGGUCAAGAUUUAUGUAUACCAGUUUAUUUUACACCGGAUAAUUUAAAACCCGAAAAAGUAUUCUUUGAUCCGCAGAUUGGCUUUGCGUUAGAAAAUCCCACCAUCGCGAAUUCCUUGAAUCAAUUUACUUGUAAGAGCAACUAUACACCGAGUCAACAGUCUCGUGUGCCGUAUGAUCCAUCUGACCCUGAAUACGUACAAAUCCAUCAACCAAGUUUAAGUAUAAUAAGUGAUGAAACAAUACGAUUAACAUGUGAAAUUCAAUAUGGUACAAAAGUGGAUCGUAAAUCACCUGUACUAUUCUGGUUCGAAGAUAUUUAUAAAUUGAAUUUAAUUUCGAACCAAACAGAUAAACCCGUUUUUAAUCUUCAGAGUCAAAUUUACAGUCGAAACACUUCGAUAACAUUACGUGGUUUUAAACCGAAUAAUGUUUAUCGAUUCUAUUGUGUACGGGUCUCUGAACAAGGCCUUUAUUCUCGUUCGAUCGAUAUCACUUGUGUUGAUAAGCCAUCACUCGAUCUCGAAGUAAAUCCAAGCGGACCAGAAUCGAAUGACAAGAUUUCCUAUGGAUCAGAUGUUGUUUACGAUAUAAGUAUUUUCACAAUUCCACGCUCGACAGUCAUCCUCGAAUUAUCACGGAAUGGCAUUUCAUUGUACAACGAUAAACGUUUCCAAUUGACACCAAUAACAAACCAAGAAAAUCAAUUCUUGGAAUAUUCUUUAACGAUUUACAAUAUCACGUUCGAGGAUGAAAAAGAUUUGAAGAUUUCAGCGAAAUCAUCCGCAUUAGCCAAGACAGUAGUAAUCAAACCAAAUAUUAUCGGUGAUCCGGUUGGUCAAUUCGCAUUUGUUCCUGAACAAAAGACUGGAUCUAUUCCAUGGCGUGAUGAAAAUCAUAAAGAUAAAAUCAACAUAUAUCCUUAUGGUGUUUCCCAACAAGAAUCUUAUCGUGUUGCUUGUACAAUCCGUCAUCGUGCCGAUAUCAAUCGACCAUUGAGAGUUUCUCUUCAUUAUUCUCAAUGUUCACUUGACGCGUGCUUGGCAAAUCUCAUUCGAAAGACUUGUCAAACUUCGUCAGAUCAACAACUAAUCAGCACAGCAUCGAAUCGUAUCACUGAUUAUGAAACACAAUUUAUUAGCAGUGCUUCUCAUGCACUUCAUGAUCCAUCGAUUGGCCAUCAGUACCUCUGUUGUUAUGAACAGAACGGAUUGGUGAACAUUGCGAAAGGAAUAACAAUUCUCGCGCACAAUCGUCACAUGUUUCAUGUUGACAAGCCCGAGUUCAGUCUAGUAACAGGCGAUGUUUUGACUUACCGCUGCGAAGCUCACGAUUUAGUUUAUGAUGAUUUAAAAAUGAUCUACAAUGACAAAUUAUUCACCUAUGAAAGAAAUCGCUUCGAUCAAGGAUGGCGUCUCAAAGACACAAAUCAAUUCAAACAGGUCGAUGUCGAUUGGAAUAUACCUGUGAAUGAAAAUAUUCAUAGUACAAUCAUCGAAGUUAAAACGCCAGUGUUGAGAGUGAUAGGUAAUAAUGGAUAUUUUCAAUGUAUUGGACUAUCAAAACGAUCAGAUAUUAUUCCGAAUGCCAAUGGAACAUACCUCAUCGAUGUUGAUGAUCCUGAACAAUUACAAUUUAAAACAAAUUUGCCAACGGUUUUACGGCUAGAUCGAAAAAGUGGAGAGAAUGUUGAAUUCGAUUGCAAAUUCGAUGGACGACCUAAACCGAAACUAGUCUGGUUAAAAGGAAAGAUGCCAUUGAAAAACGAUGAUUCAACAUUGCAAUUCAGUGAAAAUAACGGAAGUAUAUCCAUCACUCGUGUCCAACCUACGGAUACGGGUUACUAUACAUGUCAAUUGAACAACGGACGCGAUCAACCGCUUGAACGAAGCUUUGAUUUGCGAGUCAAAGGUACUAAUCCAUAUUUGAAAUAUGGCCGUUUCACUGCAAUGAUAGUGAUCAUAUCAGUUAUACUUCUUCUCCUGAUCAUUAUUUUAUUGAUAAUCUUCGUUAUCAAGUACUUUCGAAUGAAGCAUCGAGUUCAUGAAAGUAUCUUUCAUGAAUUGAAAGAAACUCCGUUGCCCGAUGACUUCGCCACUACACCUCAAAUUCGCACAUUUCUCGGUUAUCUCAAUGGAGAUAUUUCACCUGCAACAAAAGAAGAUUUUAAACAGUUGGGUCACGGUCAGUUUGGUGUUGUGUAUCAAGUGAAUUUACCUGAAGUUGGACUCGUUGCUGCUAAGAGUCUUCCGGAAACGAUACGAAAAAUAGAACACCGUCGCGAUGAACGAAAGAAAAGUCAUGAUCUUGAAGAGAACGAAAAAAUGUUAAACGAACACGAAAAUCAAAAGAAGAAAGCGGCAGAAAUGUUGAUUGAAGAGAUCAAAAUUAUGCAUAAAGCAGAGACAAGAUUUAAGUUUCUUUUCGUUGGUGGGCCGAUGCGAGAUGAAGAUUCGUUUUAUCUAAUGGAAUUGUGUUCAAACGGUUCUCUAGAAUCCAUGUUAAAGUACUUCAAUCGAUCACCAUCAGAUCGAGCAAAUCAUAACAAAUCGUCUUUAUAUCAAACAUUGUCCAAACAAAAUAAUAAAGAAAUGACUGUUGAUGAAGCGUAUGAACAAUGUCAAUUAACAGAUGAUGAUUUGAAAUUAAUUGCUUAUCAAGUUGCUUGUGGCAUUGAUUAUUUAAAUCGAAGACAAAUAGCUCAUUGUGAUCUGGCAUCGAGAAAUGUCUUGGUAACAUCGAGAUUCAUCAUGAAAAUAUGUGAUUUUGGUCUGGCAACAUGGACAACAUAUAAAGAUUAUCGCGAACAAUUGGCACAACAUGAAAGUGUUCAACUUGAAAAGAAAAGUAAUGAACUAGCUACACACAAUUUAACGCCAGAACUUGCGACGAUAUAUCUACGUGCAUCGAGUACAGGAGAACAUUUAGCGUUAAAUAAAUCAUCGAUUAAGUCCGAUGUAUGGUCAUUUGGAAUCUUUUUAUGGACAUUAUUUCUCAAAUGUCGAGUUCGUCCUUUUGAAAAGCUAUUGCAAGAAAUGGCACAGCAACCCGAUGGUAAAACAUUCUUCCAUCGACUUGCUCUAGUUAUCAACGAAGGUCGUGUUCUUCAAUAUAUCGAUUAUCAACCGGAAAUUCCUCGAAACAUUUAUGCAAUUAUUCGUGACUGUCUUGUUGAAGAACAUCGUCGGCCAGAAAUGACACAAAUACGUGCUCUACUAUGUCACUCGAGAAUGCUAUCUGAAGAAAUUUUUAACUACUACCGGUUGGAAUACGAUCGUUAUCAAGAAGCAAAUGCAACGAGUGAAAAUGUCGAACGUUUUGGUGAGGUGCAGGGUGUGGAUGUUCUUCCAUCAUUUGACGGCGAUAGUGCACGGAAUGCUAAUCAUGCCGAUGAUGUUACAUUCCGUCCGACGACGACGACAUCCGAUACGUAUUAUCCGCGCGACUCAUAUUUAACGCCUACUGCAAACUCAGGAAAAACGAAUACUAGUACAACUCCUUCUCAAACUUAUAUAAAUCAACCAGCACCAACGCGAACAACUUCAAAGCCGCACGAUCGUGAUGACAGUUAUCUGUGA
Adineta ricciae is the source of this 4182-nucleotide messenger RNA. Lineage: Eukaryota; Metazoa; Rotifera; Eurotatoria; Adinetida; Adinetidae. The record is from the annotation of a GenBank genome assembly.